Cucurbitaria berberidis CBS 394.84 is the source of this 1505-nucleotide messenger RNA. RefSeq names its product rab GTPase activator. Lineage: Eukaryota; Fungi; Ascomycota; Dothideomycetes; Pleosporales; Cucurbitariaceae. The coding region runs from base 105 to 1505 and encodes 466 amino acids. Gene Ontology annotation, molecular function: Rab GDP-dissociation inhibitor activity. The record is from RefSeq and is a predicted model, not a curated record. Gene Ontology annotation, biological process: vesicle-mediated transport; protein transport; small GTPase-mediated signal transduction. Gene Ontology annotation, cellular component: cytoplasm. The transcript has 8 exons.
CGCAACAUCUCCGAGCUCGCCACUAUCCUCCCGCAUUCCAGUGAACAGCUCUUACGAACCUUCACAACGCCCCUCCUAUACCCGACUCUUCACUUUCCACAAUUAUGGACGAGAUCGCGCCCGAGUACGACGUUCUAGUUCUCGGAACAGGUCUCACAGAAUGUGUGCUCUCAGGUGUGCUCAGUGUCAAGGGCAAGAAGGUGCUCCACAUUGACCGCAACGAUCACUAUGGCGGCGAGGCAGCGUCACUCAACAUUGAAGCGCUCUUCAAGAGGUACGGCCAGACCACUGGGGAGCCAUGGAAGAAGUACGGCCGCGUAAACGACUGGAACAUCGACCUUGUCCCGAAGCUGCUCAUGUCGAACGGCGAACUUACAAACAUUCUCGUCUCGACCGACGUCACGAAAUACCUCGAGUUCAAGCAGAUUGCUGGCAGCUAUGUACAACAGGGUCAGGGUGCCAAGGCAACCGUCGCGAAGGUCCCUUCAGAUGCUGGCGAGGCACUCCGCUCGCCGUUGAUGGGCCUGUUCGAGAAGCGCAGGGCUAGGAACUUCUUGGAGUGGGUUGGUGCAUACAAGGAGGACGAUCCGGCGACACACAAGGGUCUUGAUGUGAAGACCUGCAAUAUGAAGGACGUCUACGAUAAGUUCGGCUUGGAGGCUACUACCCGCGACUUCAUCGGACACUCCAUGGCUCUAUACCCGACGGAUGACUACAUUACCACACAGGGACAGGCAAAUGAGGCUAUCCAGCGAAUCAGGCUUUAUGUUAACUCCAUGGCACGAUACGGAAAGUCCCCUUACAUCUACCCGCUCUACGGUCUCGGAGAGCUUCCUCAGGGUUUCGCACGUCUGUCCGCCAUCUACGGUGGUACAUAUAUGCUCAACACCGAUGUUGACGAGUUCCUCUACGAUGGCGACAAGGUCGUGGGCAUCAAGGCCACCAUGAAGGAGAAGGAUGAUGCUGGCCCAGGCAUGAAGUUUGAGACUAAAGCGAAGAAGAUCCUCGCAGACCCCUCAUACUUCCCUGGCAAGGUGCGCGUUACCGGACACUUGCUCAAGGCCAUCUGCAUUCUCAACCAUCCUAUCCCCAACACUGCCGACUCCGACUCCCUACAGCUUAUCAUUCCCCAGUCUCAAGUUGGACGCAAGCACGACAUCUACAUCGCCGUUGUGUCUUCCGCCCACAACGUCUGCCCCAAGGGCUAUUACAUUGCCAUCGUGUCUACCAUUGCCGAGAACGAUACCAACCACCACCUCGAGCUCCAGCCCGGUCUCGACCGUCUCGGCAAAAUUGAGGAGCAAUUCAUGGGCCAGGCCAUCCCGCUCUACGAACCUCUUGAGAGUGGUGCUAACGACAACAUCUUUCUCUCCAAGAGCUACGAUGCGACGAGCCACUUCGAGACUGCGACAGAUGAUAUCAAGGACAUUUACCGACGUGUUGAGGGUCACGACCUAGUUGUUGAGGGUCUGAGAGAUGGACAGAACUUCAAUGUGGAGGAGUAG